Molecule: messenger RNA, 477 nt
Organism: Knipowitschia caucasica
Lineage: Eukaryota; Metazoa; Chordata; Actinopteri; Gobiiformes; Gobiidae
Source: the annotation of a GenBank genome assembly
AUGCGUCACACGGACCGUAUUCCUUCACCAACUUAUGUCCAGCCCCGUUCUGCCGAUGGGACGGAGCCACGCAGCACCAAAGUCCCGCCCAAUCAGAAACUGUACCACUGUAAGUACCACCGUAAGUACCACCGUAAGUACCACCGUAAGUACCCCUGUAAGUACCACCGUAAGUACCACCGUAAGUACCACCGUAAGUACCACCGUAAGUACCACCGUAAGUACCACUGUAAGUACCACCGUAAGUACCACCGUAAGUACCACCGUAAGUACCACCGUAAGUACCACCGUAAGUACCACCGACCAGACGGCAGAGGCUCAGAGCAGCAGUGUGUUAAAGUCUUGGACACAGAUGGUUCCGACGGUUUGGACUUCGCAGAGUCUCUGAUGGUAGGCCUGGACCCCCUGAACUACCAGAAGGCUCCAAGCCUAACACCAUCAACAUCAUCAACAUGGUUUAUAGAAAAUAAAUUCUAA